AUGGCCAAGGUCCUUCGCAAUGGACGUUUCCUGCGCCCCUCGGGCCACAAUCCAAAGGACGCUCAAUUCUCAGAUUGUCUUGUACUGGAAGAAGCUUCAGGCAACAUUCUCCAUGUCGGGUCCGACAGCGACGGCGCAGUUCAGAGCGCGAUUUCUUCAGGUGCACAGGUUCUCGACAUGGAGAACCGAGUAAUUAUCCCAGGCUUCAUCGAUAGCCAUAUGCAUCUUCUGUUGACGGGAGAAACUUUAAACAAGUUGGACAUCAGUGGGUGCGAUACCCUUGAAGAAAUUCGGACAGCUAUUCGCACCUACGCAAAGGAACACCCUGACCUUGAUCGGAUCUCGUGCUGCAACUGGUUUCAGACGUCUACCAACGGAGAAGCCUUUGCAAGUCAGCUUGAUGAUCUUGACCCACGACCUAUUUACAUUUCAGCGUAUGAUAUGCAUUCCAGGUGGUGCAAUACGGCGGCGCUGAACGAACUCCAAGUUGCUGACCUGGAAGAUCCGCCUGGUGGCACAAUUCACAGAGAUGGAACUGGAAAACCAAGUGGUCUCCUAUCGGAAUCUGCUGCCCUGACAAUUGUAGAUCCGUUUCUGAGUAAACAGCUCUCGUUGACACAAAAGAUGGAUUUCAUUGACGAUGCCAUCAAGGCGUACAUCGCUAGUGGAUAUACCGGUCUCAUUGACAUGGCCAUGGACGAAGUGACUUGGGGUAUCAUUCUGGACUACCGCAAGAGGUGCGGCGGACGUCUUCCUGUAUGGCUCGCAACACACUGGUUUGUCUUACCUCAGAAGACUCCGGAGGAGAAUCUUGCGCUGGUAGACAAGGCAAUUGAGAUGAAGAAGCAGUACAACGAGACGACUUCACCGGAUUGCCGCAUCACGGGUAUCAAAGUCAUGUGUGACGGCGUUGUCGAUGCCUGCACAGCAAGCCUUAUGGAACCCUACUCUCAUAACGGGGGGAAUGAACCGGCCGUAUGGACUGUGGAGGAGCUUGUUCCAAUUUUGAAGAAAGCCGACGAUGCUGGCUUACAGAUUGCCAUACACGCCAUUGGCGAUGCUGCCAUCCGAGUAGCCAUUGACUCUCUAGAAAGAGUUGGAAACCCAGCAGGACGACAUCGAAUCGAACACUUGGAAACCUGUUCGCCAGACGACGUCGCACGCCUAGGAAAGCUCGGCAUCACUGCCUCCGUCCAGCCAGUUCACAGUGAUCCGUCCAUCUUGCAAGCCUGGCCGAAACUACUUGGCCCCAAGAGAUGCGAGCACGUCUUCCCCUACAACGGCUUCGCUGAGCACGGAGCCACUGUUGCGAUAGGAACUGAUGCUCCGACCGCAUCACACCUUGUUUUCCCGAAUCUCUACACUGCGACGACUCGGCGGUCAGGGAGAAAACCAGAGCUAGAGAAGCAGACGGCUCCCAAGUUUGCACUUAGUCUUGCAGCUGCUAUGGCGGCUGCGACACAGGGUGCUGCCUACAGUUGCUUUGCCGAUAGUCGCGUGGGUAGAUUGGAAGAGGGGAAGGUUGCAAAUCUUGCCGUGAUUGAUAUGGUUUGGGAUCCUACGAAGUUGUUGGAAGCUAAAGUGGUGGAAACGUGGUAUCAAGGACGCAAGAUUUUCGGGUGA
This is a messenger RNA of Pochonia chlamydosporia 170, 1623 nucleotides long. Its product is annotated as amidohydrolase family protein. Gene Ontology annotation, molecular function: hydrolase activity, acting on carbon-nitrogen (but not peptide) bonds. The record is from RefSeq and is a predicted model, not a curated record. Lineage: Eukaryota; Fungi; Ascomycota; Sordariomycetes; Hypocreales; Clavicipitaceae. Bases 1 to 1623 code for a protein of 540 amino acids. The transcript has a single exon.